Messenger RNA from Diaporthe citri, 591 nucleotides. RefSeq lists its product as uncharacterized. NCBI's taxonomy places the organism in Eukaryota, Fungi, Ascomycota, Sordariomycetes, Diaporthales, Diaporthaceae. The transcript has 3 exons. The coding region runs from base 1 to 591 and encodes 196 amino acids. The record is from RefSeq and is a predicted model, not a curated record.
AUGUCCACGAGAGUUGUUUACGGCGAGACUAAGAAGUCUGGCACUGUCGUAACGACAAUCAAAGAAUUUGCGGAUGAUCGACUUGGGUUGCAACCAGUCACAGAUCACAAGCGCAGGGAAUCUCUUCAACAGACUGUUGAGGAGAGUCUUAGCCUCUUUCCAGGCAGUGAAGUGAGACCGACGUAUAUCGGACCGGAUCACGAGUGCUUCAAUCUCGAGAGCGCCGUCGCCUUCCGUGAGAAGCACGACAUCGACGUCAACAGCAACAAGUGGAGGAACUUUCAACAGCUCCUGUGCGGCUGCCAGGACCUCCCGUUCAUCAUACUGCAGAACCCGUCAAAGUCGCACGUCAAGGACUACCGAGAGAUGAAGAAGUGUCGGACCAUGAAGUGGCUAUCCACAACCCUGGAGGAGAUCGGGCUCACACUCGAGGAGGCCGUUGUGCUGGACGUUUGCAGUCUCCUGAGCGAUGAUGACCUCGACGAGAUGGACAGGCGCUCCCAGGACAAGUGGGGCGCCGUGGAGGAGUCGUACAAGAUGACCGAGGACAUCUUGCGGCUUCUCAAGCCAGAUGUGGUCAUCGCGUUUUAA